This is a messenger RNA of Camelus dromedarius (Arabian camel), 6259 nucleotides long. RefSeq names its product ST6 beta-galactoside alpha-2,6-sialyltransferase 2 (gene ST6GAL2). Gene Ontology annotation, biological process: sialylation. Lineage: Eukaryota; Metazoa; Chordata; Mammalia; Artiodactyla; Camelidae. Gene Ontology annotation, molecular function: beta-galactoside alpha-2,6-sialyltransferase activity. Gene Ontology annotation, cellular component: Golgi apparatus. Bases 410 to 1966 code for a protein of 518 amino acids. The record is from RefSeq and is a predicted model, not a curated record. The transcript is spliced from 6 exons.
GCGACAAAUGGGCAUUCCGCACACAAGCAGACGGACACCCGAUCUGGUUCUCGGAGCGCCAGGCCAGCAGCCCCAGGGCCGCCGUCCCGAGAACUUUGCCGGCCCUCGCGGGGCCUGGCGCCGGCGGUGGGGAGGGCCGGGCAGAUGGAUCUCUAGGGGACUCCCAGCGGCAGGUGGCCCGCUCCCGGCCCAGCCCCGACCCCGGGCGUCUCGAAGAAGCUCCCGGGAGCGAGGGCCAGGCGGCGGCGCGGAACCCGGCGGAGCAGGCGGAACAAAGGGAGCCGCGGGCCGGGAGGAUGCUACGCUCCCCUGCGCCCCACCCGGCCCGCUCUCGGGCGCUGCCUCGCGCGCAGGUCCAUCCCGCCUCCUGCCGCCUUGGGACACAAGGUGCUGACCCCGCAGACCUGCCAUGAAACCGCACUUGAAGCAAUGGAGACAAGGCAUGCUCUGCGGGAUAUUUGCGUGGGGGCUCCUCUUCGUGGCGAUUUUCGUCUACUUCACCGACAGCAACCCUGCUGAGCCCGCGCCCAGCUCCUUCUCCUUCCUGGAGACCAGGAGGCUUCUGCCGGUGCAGGGGAGGCAGAGGGCCAUCAUGGGCGCUGUGCAGGAGGAGCCCGCCCUGCCCGAGGGCGCGGACGCACCCGGGCGGCUGCCCGGGGUACCCCCGCCCGGCCCUCUGCACGCGGGGCCGGGUGACCUGCAGACAUGGGCCCAAGAUGGGUUGCAAAGUGAAGAAGAGUUCUUUUCACCUCAGAUGGGGAGAAAAUCUCAAAGCACUUUGCCCCGGGAGGACGCCGCUGGCCGGCCAGGGGCGCACAGCCGCGCUCCGGGCACGUCUGGGCCUCUGUCCCCCGGAGACCCAGGCCCGCCGGUGGGGGCUGAGCCGGCGCACCAGGCCCCGGGGAGGCGGGCGCAGAGACGGCCCCGGAGGCUGGGAAGGAGCACCGCGCCGGAGGAGGGCGAGGACGGUGACCGGCUGUCCUCGUCCAUGUCCAGCGCCUUCCUGCGCCGGCUCUGGAAGGGCGACGCGUCCCCCCGGAUGCUGCACCCGCGCCUGCAGAAGGCCAUGCGCGCCUACCUGAGCGCCAACAAGCACGGCGUGCGCUUCCGCGGGCGGCGGGCGGCCGGGCGGAGCCGCGCGGAGCUGCUGUGCGCGCUGCGGGGCCGCGUGCGGGUGCGCACCCUGGAUGGCACCGAGCCGCCCUUCUCGGCGCUGGGCUGGCGCGCCUUGGUCCCCGCCGUACCGCUCGGCCAGCUGCACCCGCGCGGGCUCCGGAGCUGCGCCGUGGUCACGUCGGCCGGCGCCAUCCUCAACUCCUCGCUGGGAGAGGAGAUAGAUUCCCACGACGCAGUUUUGAGAUUUAACUCUGCUCCUACGCGUGGUUAUGAGAAGGAUGUUGGAAAUAAAACCACCGUCCGCAUCAUUAAUUCCCAGAUUCUGACCAACCCCAGCCAUCACUUCAUUGACAGUUCAUUGUAUAAAGACGUCAUCCUGGUGGCCUGGGACCCAGCUCCUUAUUCUGCAAACCUUAACCUGUGGUACAAGAAGCCAGACUACAACCUGUUCACGCCGUACGUGCAGUACCGGCGGAGAAACCCGGACCAGCCGUUUUACAUUCUCCACCCCAAGUUCAUCUGGCAGCUCUGGGACAUCAUCCAGGAGAACACGGAGGAGAAGAUCCAGCCCAACCCCCCGUCGUCUGGCUUCAUCGGCAUCCUGCUCAUGAUGACGCUCUGCCGCGAGGUGCACGUGUACGAGUACAUCCCGUCGGUGCGGCAGACGGAGCUGUGCCACUACCACGAGCUGUACCGCGACGCGGCCUGCACGCUGGGCGCCUACCACCCGCUGCUCUACGAGAAGCUGCUGGUGCAGCGGCUGAACACGGGCGCGCGCGGCGACCUGCGCCGCAAGGGCAAGGUGGUGCUGCCCGGGCUCCGCGCCGCGCGCUGCCCGCCGCGCGCCUGAGGCCCCGGGGCGCUGGUCCCGGGGGCGGGGCGGGGCGACCGCCGCCACCGGUAACUCAGCCUCCGCCGGAGAGUUCUUCCCCUCCUAAGCCUCUGGGAACUCACGACGGCUUUGAAUAUAGAAAUGGAAUUCAAAGGGGGAAAAAACAAAAACCAAGAAAGAUGCAAGAAACAAUUUUUAAAAGGAUAGCAAGGAAAAAAAAUGUAUAUCAAAUGGUCAAUACCUCCAAAACGUCUUUUCUUUACCCCGCCCCCCAUCAGUCAGGGAGGGUUUCAGCCACAGGGCUCCGAGGUACACCUGCCAGGAGGGCGUGGCUUAUAGCUGGGAGCGCUCACGCGGAGGGGCAGUACCCGUCACAGCCGGUGAGUCCCUUGACUGUGCACUGAUCGUGAAGCAUCCCAGAGUCGAUGACGAACGUCUGGAUUAUCCCCCAGACGUGUCUAUGGCGACAGCAAACCCCCCCCCCCCCAUAUCCUAUGAGGUGUUUCCAGCCGCGGGCAGCCCCCUCUCUGGUCCCUGUUGCCCGCCAAAUGCUUUGGUCUUCGUGGGUCAGGCCACAAAGCAUCCCCCCUGAGCAGUCCAAGAAAAAGCCCACCCAGGGUAGCAGUACAGACGAUGCACUUUGUUUUCCUGCACUAUUUCCUUACUUGACCAGGAAUCCCUGGCCAACAGGAACUUCCCCGGCAGGUGAAUGCAGACCCGGGGUCUGCAGGCGGCCCUGGACAGACCGUCCUCCACGCCGGCCCUUCUGGUCUGUACCUCCUCGCCCGCCAGCCCUCCCCACAGCCCGGAAGCCAUAGGCGCCGACAAUUAGGACAUCCCCCUGGGGGAAGGCUCCUUCCAGUCUAGAAGGGAGACUGGGGGGCUGGCACCUUGUGAUUCCGAGGGUGCACACCUGUGUCUUUCAUGUGUCUUUCUGGUUAGUGUCAGCUAUUGGGAUCCUGACAGUGAUGCACCGAUUUUCACUAAUUCUUCCUACGGGCGGAUGUUUCGGACCCCCACCCUUGUUUUCACAGAUGUGUUUUACAUGAGCAACUUGACAAAGCCAUAUGAUUAGGUAUAGUUGUGUGAAAGUAUCGCCCUUGAACAGCAAGGAAAAUAACACGUGCUUCAGAGGGAAAGGCAGUGGAAGGGAAGACGGUCGUGGCAGUGAGUGAGCUACAUUCAGUUUGUUCUGUUGUAAUUUCAGCCUUGUCACUGAUACAGUGAAAACAAAAUGUUUUUGCCGUGAAUGCAGCGAAACAGAAACGUUUUGGAAUACCUUCGUUAAACAGGCAACUUCAAUCUAUAAUCAAAAUCAAAACGUAUCUCAGUGGUAUAGUGAAGACUUCUUGGCAGUGACAAUAGCAACUUAAUUAAAUGUGUUCUCCUUUGCAAGGGUGUGAACGUCAGGAGAGUUUAGUUUUUUGUUCCAGGAUUGGUUUCUUUUCCUGAGCAAGGAUGGUUUACAGAAACUGGCAGCUUCUGUACCGUUAGUCUACUCCACAGAAAUAGGGUCGGGUCACAGGCAUCUCCUGUGGCUUCUUGGAAGAGUGAUGUGGGAAGAAUGAAGAGUUUCCAUCGUGACAGUAUCCCACUUUGAGAGUUUUGCUUCCAGAUCUGUGAGAAGGGAUGGGUAAUUUUGUCUAGCACAUUGGCUUAUGUCUGAGCAGACGUGGCCAAGACACUUUUCUUCCUGAUUCCCUGAAAGAACAUAAUCUCUUCCAGUGCUGAGUGAGUAAUGAGUUCAGCAGCAUUGCUGUGGGGUGAGCAGUCCUCCAGCCGCUCUGUUCCUCCCCAGAGCCUCCAAGCUCUGACCUUCAGAUGCCCAUGUCACUGAUGUUUCUUUAGUAGCCUCCUUCUGGAUUUCUCUCCCUGCGUCCUUAUUUCCAGGACAGCCCCCUCAUGAGAACGUGAGUAGAGGAAAAUGUGCCGGGGGUCGAUGUAAAUAUUCAAGUUCAAAAGCCCUAGAAAAUAUUUCAAGGAUUUUAAAAUACACUUUGUUGUAACACAUGGACUUUUAGAAAGGACUUUCAGUCUCAUUGACGUUAUAAGAAAGACUGAAAAGCUUAAAGAAAAUUUAAUGAAAACUUUUGGAUUUAUCACAGCCUUAAAGACUCUUGGGAAUCGGGGUCUGUUAAACAUUGAGGAAAAUGUGGUACACAUUAAUAUUCGUGUGGGCUGGGUGUGCUUCUGUUUGAAAGUUUCCAUUGUUCAGCUGCUCAGAAGUAGCAGGCAGAUGUAGUGGACAUGAUGACCGCUUCUAGUUUGAGUCAGGUAGGUCCUAUGUGGCAGAGUUUUGCCAGAUGUCGACUAAAUCCUCAGAUGCUAUGUUUGCUGAAUAAACACACAGCCCUUGCGCAGAGAUGUUAACAGAAAGCGGUGCCCACUGCAUUCUUCCCAGCUCCGCCCCUUCCAAACCCUCCACCCUGUUCCGGGACCAGAUGCUCGUAAACUGAAGCUAUUCAGUGUCCCUUUUUUCACUCUCAGGACGGACAAAGGUCACAUUGCUUUACAUCUCAAGAUAACGUCACUUCAUCUUUUCUUGCUGUUGUUGUUGUUACAAUACAACAGUGUUGACCAGGAGUGACAACUCACCUGCAACCAGGUUCACCCAGCUCGGUUCCCCAGCUCCUUCCACCAGGUACAGGGUGAGGUCUGACAGGUCCUCACGGUCCCCGGGGAACACUAGUGCUGGCCCCGUGUCUCACCUCCCCUGCGUCCUUACAGGGGGCAGCUCAGAGCUGUGUGUAAGCCUCGUGCAACUUCAGAGCUGAGAACCGAGAUGGGUGAGCAAGCGACUUUUUCCCCCUUUCAGGUUCAGGGGGACUGUCCUCGUCUGCUGGACGCAGAGCUCAAAACUCUCAGUCACAGCCCACCCCACGUGUCCCAGGCCCUCGGCCGGUCAGCCAGACACUUCAUCAGUUCUGGACUCUCCAGUCCUCUCCUGCCAUUGAAGCAUCUGGACAAAGCCAGGCCGAAGCAAUUGUUAGCAUUUUCAAAACUGAGAAAUAAAAUUAACUGUUUAAAGCUGCCACAGGUCAUCCUGUGGCAGGUUCACGAGCCAGUCCAUUCUGGUGGGACAGAUUAAUAUCUGAUGCUGUGGGCUGACCCUUCCGGACAGGGAUGCUGAGAGCUACUGAAUUGACUGGGUCUGUUUGGCUGCAUGAGGUGGAGUCAGGCUCUUGUGAGUAAUGGUCGGUGAUGUAAGACUCUCACUGCACAGAUGACACGACUAAAGCUCUCUCUUCAGCCUUUUUUCUCAGAGAUCAACGCACAGGGCGGGGUCGAGACUGGUGGCCAAAGUGACCUGGUCCCACAGCUAAGCAGCAGAAGGACAAGAGACGGAGGACAAGAGCGGUUCCACAGCUGCAUUUAGAAGUUCAGUGCUUGGGCCAGUUGUGCCUGAGUUCAGACUUGCUGUUGAUGCUCUGGGUAUUUUGUGAAAUUGUCCCAUGUUUCUGUCUCUCAGACAGUAUUUACACCAGUGGUUCAUGAAGGGUAUUUCUCUGUCAAGGAAAUAAAUUGUUAAGUUCUGGUUCUUGUUUUAUUAGAUGAAUGAAGCCUUUUAGUAAGAAGAAAAAAAUCUAUCAGUUUCUCUACAAGCUUGGGCUAAUGGAAUCUAAAGACUUAAAGGUAUUGAUAGAAUUCUUACUCUUGCUCUAAAGCGUGCAUGUAGAUAUAGUUCUGUGUAUAUAUACGUAUCUACACACAUGGCUGCUUUUAUAGUGUCUUUUUUCAACAAACUUUACUUCUGAAAACUUUACAAUAAAGUUUGUUUUAAUUAUGCAAACACCGAUUUUUUCCAGAGAAGUAAGCAAAUGUUAUAUGUCCUUCUGUUACAAAAAAAAUAAAUCUAGUCUUCCCACACACACAUAUUUCACACAUUCUGGCUACCUUAGAAAGUAUGUCGGAAAUAUUUACAAGACACUCGGAGCGUGGAAACACUACAUGAAGAUCGUAUCCUCAUCAGAAGCCUGACUGAACUCUGAACUUUGGGGGGAAGUUAUCCUAGACCUCACAGCUUUUGCAAGAUUAGGGAAAGAAACAUUUAUUUGGUUCUAUGGGAGAUAGUCUUCUUAGUAGGUAGAUUUCACACAAAUUACCUGCGUUGGAACUGGUAAAGCCUAAUGCUUACGAUCCCACACUGUCCUGUUUCACUCUUGAUAAAAUACUUAUGAAAUUUUUCCAGUGGAAACCAGUGAACUUUUUUAACAGCUUUGGGAAUUUUUUUGUAUGCUAGUUUUUAAAAUGCAGUGUCUACGCGUCAAAUAAAUUAUGGCUUGAGGUUUUCCAGAAGUCACCUUUUAAAAG